Stegostoma tigrinum is the source of this 2299-nucleotide messenger RNA. RefSeq names its product transmembrane protein 39A (gene tmem39a). Gene Ontology annotation, cellular component: endoplasmic reticulum membrane. The coding region runs from base 323 to 1768 and encodes 481 amino acids. The record is from RefSeq and is a predicted model, not a curated record. NCBI's taxonomy places the organism in Eukaryota, Metazoa, Chordata, Chondrichthyes, Orectolobiformes, Stegostomatidae. Gene Ontology annotation, biological process: negative regulation of autophagosome maturation; negative regulation of autophagosome assembly. The transcript has 10 exons.
AGCUUAGGUAUCGCCACGUCGUCUAGCUGUUCGGUCUGUGGUUGAAUUUAAACAAUUUUUGGGAGGGGGGGCGGAUAUUAAAAUUAAUGUAAUUUUUACCCCUUUAGGAGGCUAAUGUUUUCGUUUUGAUUGAGUGCUCUUCUGGUCCUGAGUCGAUCGUUGUGAAACGGUCUUAUUCCCGGAACAUUGAUGUAGUUAGCAAGGACACAGCUGCAAUUUCAACCCGAGAAUGAUACCUGAAGUUGAUGUGUUUCUGCUAUAAAAGCACAAAGUAUUGGCUUGGGGCAGACUGCACCAGUGCUUGAAACAGUUGGCCCAUGCCAUGCCUGGUGGACGGCGGGGCCCGAGUCGGCAACAGCUGAGCCGUUCAGCAUUACCUUCUCUCCAGACGAUUGUAGGUGGGACCUGUGGGAAUGGGACUGGAAUGAGGAACAGGAAUGGCAGUGCCAUUGGUCUGUCUGCCCCUCCCAUCACUGCCCUGAUUACCCCCGAACCUGUUCGCCACUGCCGUAUUCCUGACCUUCCAACAGAUGGAUGCCUUGUCUUUGAGCUUCUUUUUUUCAUUUACCUGUUAAUGGCCCUUCUUGUCCAGUACAUUAACAUCUAUAAAACAGUCUGGUGGUUUCCGUACAACCACCCUGCAGCUUCUACCUCACUGAGCUUUCACUUGAUUGACUAUCACUUGGCAGCAUUUAUUACUAUCAUGUUGGCCCGAAGACUGGUUUGGACCCUUGUUUCAGAGGCGUCUCAAACGAGUACAACCUCUAUAAUGUGGUACACUUUGUUGAUAGUGGCUCGUUUGGUACUUCUAACGUUGUGUGGCUGGGUACUGUGCUGGACACUUGUCAAUCUUAUUAGGAAUCAUUCUGUACUAAAUCUUCUUUUCCUCGGAUACCCAUUUGGUGUUUAUGUGCCACUGUGUUGUUUUCACCAGGAAAACAGGACUCAACCUUUACCAGCUGAAUGUGGUUUCCUGUUAAAUGACCAGUUGGAAUCAGUCAUGGUCAGGCCAAAGGACUUCUUCACACUGCUCCGAGAAUCAUUCAGAGAACAGUUCAAUAACCCAACAUCCAUCCCUCCCCACACUUGCCCUCUCUCCCCAGACCUUAUACGAAAUGAGGUUGAAUGUCUGAAAGCAGAUUUUAAUAAAAGGAUGAAAGAGGUUCUCUUCAAUUCCCUGUUCAGUGCCUACUAUGUAGCAUUUUUGCCUCUUUGUUUUGUAAAGAGUACACAGUACUAUGACAUGCGAUGGUCUUGUGAGCAUCUCAUAAUGGUUUGGGUUAAUGCCUUUGUAAUGCUGAUGAGCCAGCUGUUGCCACCCAGAUAUUGUGAUCUACUCCAUAAAUCAGCUGCUCAUCUGGGGAAAUGGCAGAAAAUGGAACAUGGUUCUUACAGUAACACGCCACAGCACAUAUGGUCUGAAACCACAAUUUGGCCACAAGGUGUGCUGGUACGACACAAUCGUUGCCUUUAUAAAGCUGUAGGACCUUAUAAUGUAGCAGUGCCUUCUGAUGUUUCACAUGCCAGAUUUUAUUUUUUGUUCCAUAAGCCAUUACGGAUACUGAAUCUCCUCAUCCUAAUAGAAGGCAGUGUAGUGCUGUAUCAAUUGUAUUCUCUGCUUCGGUCAGAAAAAUGGAACCAUAUACUUUCCUUGGCUCUGAUACUGUUUUGUAAUUACUAUGUCUUAUUUAAACUUCUAAGGGACCGGAUUGUGCUGGGCAAAGCAUACGCUUAUCCUCUGGGUACCAUUGGACUAAAAUCUCAUUAGUCUAAAGCAAAGAGGGAAUGGGGAAAGGAUUUAAAGAAAUUAUUUUGAUACGGUUUCUAUUUUUCAUGCAGUGUUUAAAUAUUUAAGAUAUUUUAUAUUUUGUAUACUUGGAUAUUUUGAAGAGCUAAUGUUCUUUGCAUAAGCAUAAGCAAGUUGUAUUUUUCAUCUACUUAGCAACUUCACAAGCUAAGUGUGCGCUUUGCUCCAUAUGACAAGUGCCAUUUAUAAUCGCAAUAAUCAACACGUGUAGUAUUGAUCAGAGGAAUAAAGGAUGAUAUGAGAGGUUUAGUUUUCUUUGCUUUCUGUUGUCACCUUGAAUGAAGAGGUUUUUAGGCAAUUGAUGUCUAAACAAUUAGAUGAAUGGAACUGCUGUGUUCCUAGUAAGUGGUCGUACUUACUGACAAUUGUUCAAAUGUGUGAACUUGUUUUAAUAAAUGGGGGUUUACGAGAUGUUGUCUGUGAAUAAAGCCCACUCUUCAAUUAUGAUAUUGUUUACAUGAUCUCACCUCUUCAAAGGAAAUCUUCAAUAAA